This is a messenger RNA of Spodoptera exigua (beet armyworm), 1260 nucleotides long. The record is from the annotation of a GenBank genome assembly. Lineage: Eukaryota; Metazoa; Arthropoda; Insecta; Lepidoptera; Noctuidae.
AUGAGUCCUGCUGCUCAACAUGAAAACGCGCGCGAAUCCGUCGGCCGCGGCGUCCUGCGUGCUGUAGUGUUGUACAACAGUGAGUCACAGCACGCACCGCGCUCACGUGCAGCUCUAGCUGACACCAGCGGCUCGCUACUGCAGGACGCGGUAAUUGGACACGGCCGAGCAUUUGUUUGUAUAUUUGUACAUUACGUGCACAAUAUCAUAGUUUGUUUUGAAGCGCGGUAUACUCGCGGCACGGGCCAGCUGCAGUGCAUAGUGGAGGAGAGAUCUACUUACCGAGAGCUGUCGGUGUGUGUGCGGUCGCGCGGUCGAGCGAGUGACUACAGUCAGAGAGGUUAUUCGUGUAUGGUGGCGGCCGCGAUACGUGCGUCCCGCGCGAAGGCCCGGCGCCGACUGGCCGCGUCGAUCGAUAGCCCCGCCACCGCCGCGUUACGUUUCCUUUACACCAAUCAUUUCGAACCAAUUGGAGCAUCGAUCCUCAUGGAUCUCCAAACGUUCCUAGUGGACAAGUUCACGCGAUGGUCACCGCCAGAACCCAAAGUGCUGAAGAGAACGAAAUGUUCCAUCACUCUGGACUGGCACAAUGUGGAGCCGUUCGACUUCAUCCGCGACCAGCUGCUGUACAGGUUGGAGAAGAAUGAGAAAAUACCUCCGUGGGUAGUUGUCUAUAGAGGCGGCAAAACUUCAAAGGAGAUAGACAACCUGGCGUCGAGGCACUGCCACAAGUUCCGGCUGCGAGUGAUCGUGCAGGCGGCGGCGGUGCCGGCGCUCGCGGCGCGGGCGCUGCGCUACUACGGAGGCGAGGCCGCUGUGUACGACAGCAUGAGGGGCAUCGGAGACAGUGACGACAGCAGUGGUGAGGGUGACGGUCCACACACGGGAGCAGCUCGGUCUGAUGACAACGUUGAAGUGCAAGCAGAACGAGACAAACAGCACGCAACUAAACGCGAGAGCGUGAUGGAAAUAGUUAAUAAUAAAUAUCUCCGUGCAUUGCGUCUCAUACUUCGACUAAUGUGCAUCUGUCCGUGGUUCAGGCCGGCUGCUGUACCGGCAGCAGGUCAGAAGUGGCUGGCCUCGCAGUGGUCGGCGCUGACGUGGAGCAGCACGGACACCGACGGCACCUCCGCCGUCUGCUUCUGCAUGGCCGUGCGCUGUGGCUACCUCAAGCAGGCGAGUGCACACACACACAUACACUCGUAUCGACACAUGUCCUCACAUCAUCGGGAACUAAACUCAUGCAUUUCUAACUAUUAG